AACAACAGCGAAGCUCAAGCAGCGACGGAGGCAGCGGCAGAGGCAGAGACAGAGGCGAAUUCACGAUAAUUAUAAACGCCAAGGCCAAUACGUAGCUGGCACGAUUGACGACGACGGCGACGUCGCUGCCGACGCUAGCGUCAAUGCAGACGCGUUAAUCUCUCAUUUGACAGUUGAAUUCAAUUAAAAAAGGCACCCACACACGCACGCACACACAUACAGACAGGCAGGUACGCAACGCACAGCCACCCCAAAAAGGUAAAGGCGUCGCAACAUACACAAAGCAUAUACGAGCAGCGACACGAAGCGUUCGUGACGUUGCCGAACAGCCGAACGUUGUAGUGGCAGCCAAUCAAGCCUCACAACAGCCGCAGGGUGGGCGGUACAGCAAUGGCGCGAAACGGCAACAGAGCGUCUCUUUGUCUCGCUUGCGCUCGAGCUCUCGCUCUCACGACGAGCUCUCAUGCGCCGACGCGACGAACGCAUGGCAGACAGCGCAGUGCCGAAGUCGUUGGCAGGUCUAAUCAGAAUCAGUCUUUGAACAGUUUUCGUGCCGUGCACUUUGCGGACGGAGUAAAGUAAAUUUUUAACGCUGUCAGCGCACAAGAGAGACAGUGAAAGAGCGAUUCAGUGUGCGAGUGUGAGAGACAGGGAGAGAGAGAGAGCAUUUUAAAUCUCAACCGCUGUUCGUGAUAAUAAAAACGUGUAUGAGAAAUCGAUAAGAGUAGCAGCAGCUGAAGUGAAAGAAGCGCACACAAACACAGAGCGCCCAGGCUGUGUGUGUGAGUCGGCAAGUGCUAUAAWGACAUGUUAGCAUCUAAAACAUUCUAAACUAUUCAAAAGAGGCUAUCAUUACAUAUACACACACAUACACCCACACACGCACAACAAAAAUGCAAAUGAAAAUGGAAAAACCAGCGCAGUUACACAAACUGCAAUCUACGGAACGCACUGGUUCCGCACGACAGCUGAGCCAGUUCAAUGAACAGUUCACCUGUCACAUAUGCCGAGGCUAUAUGAUAGAUCCAACAACAGUGGACAAUUGCUAUCAUACAUAUUGUCGCAGCUGCAUUCUGAAGCAUUUGCUGCGCGAUGUUUACUGCCCACAGUGCAAAUCGAGCGGGGGCAAACAUAUCAGCGAGGAUAACCUCAGAUCCGAUGACACUUUGCGUGCGCUGAUUUAUAAACUGGUGCCGGGUCUCUAUCAGCGCGAAUGCGAACGUUUAGCUGAGUUUAAGGAACAGCACCAGGAACUGGCUGCCGAGGAGGACUUGCUGCACAAGUCGUCAAGAGAACAGCAACAGGAGUUCUUUUCGCCUGGAGAGCCUAUUAGUCUAUCGCUGGAAUAUCAUCCGGCUACACUCAAAAAUUGCGGUUCAACCGAAAAGCCGCCCAUCUGCUAUCUGCAAUGCCCCGCCAAUCUGAGGGUUGUGCAUCUGCAGCGUUUUCUCUGCUCCAAGUACGACAUCGAUCCGGAGAAUAAACACGUCGAGGUCGAGGUCACGUAUGAGGAUGAGGUUUUGCCGCUCAACUUUACGCUCAUGGAUGUCGGCUAUUGUUACCACUGGCAGCGGCAUGCGCCCAUGGCGUUUCGCUAUAGAAUUCUGCUGCACGAGCGCAUUGAAACAAAAAACGAUGAGAGCAAUUUGUCAAAGGUUAAACGGGAUAUUGAAUCGAAUGUCGCUGUGGCAGCCACAACAAAGCCCAGCAAAUCGGUGACCUUUGCUGAUGAGUUGCCGUUGCAUGUGACAAGCAAGACGCGCAGCAAAGCCAACAACAACAACAACAACAAUAGCAGCAGCAACAAUAACAACAACAACAACAACAGCACAAAGCUGGCCAAGACCAAGCGUCAGUCGGCAGGAGGCAAACGCGAGUUGGAGGAGGCGGCAGCAGCGCCAACAAAUUUUAAGAGUUUGCGCAGCAAUGAUAUGCGCUACAGCGACUAUGGCGUGGUCAACAACAACAACAACAGCAACAGCAACAACAACAGCAACAGCAACUCCUCCUCAUCUGCGCCGCUGCUGCAUGUCAAGAGCGAACCAGAACCAGAGCCAGAGCUGACUAAUAACAACAACAACAACAACAACAGUAGCAACAACAAUCUCUCGAAUCUCAAUAUUGUUGUCAGCAUUCCUCAAUCGCAGCUGAGCAAAUCGGCAGCGAAUUACGGCGAUGAAGGCGCCUUCGAGCUGAAGACAGCGAAUAAGAAAUCGACGCCGCCUUCGCAACCGCUCAAACUGAAAAUCGAGCUGAACAGCAUGACGACAAAGCUGACGCUGCCCCGGUCGGCAGAGCCGCGGCUGGAGAGUGCAUCGGCGGCGGUGGCAUCGGUGCAACAUCAAGUGGAUCUGGAGACAUAUGUGAAGAACAUUGGCCUGAAGCCCAUUGAGCCUGUGCAGCAGGAGGCGCUCAAGUACAGUCCGAAUGCGUCGCCCAUGUCGUCGAGCAGCUGCUCCACCAAUGGCUCCAAUGGCAGCGCAACCAUCAGCAACAGUUGCUCGUCCUCCUCAUCGUCGUCGCAUCGCAAGCGCAAAAAGAAACACUCGAAGGAGCCAAAGGAUGCGAAUGGCAAACGCAAGAAGCUGCAUGCGAUGAUUAGCUCCCAGACCGAUGGCAAGAUGAAGAUGAAGAUCACAACAACACACAAUCACAAGGCGCACAAAUUGGAUCUGAAGCGAUCCCAUUCUCUGGCUGGCGGCGAGCUGGUCUCGCUCAAGCAGCUGCAGCUGGAGGAGCAACCAAAGGCAGCAACAGCAGCAAAUGUAGCAACAGCAGCAACAGCAGCAGCAACAGCAGCAGCAACAGCAACUAAGGAAGAUGCUCUCAAUCGCACGCUGGGCGAGGAAUCGCGCAGCAUCAACAGCCUGAUGACAGCCAGCAACAAUUGCAGGGCGGCGGCAGCAACAGUUGCUGCCGAGCCGGCGCUCAAGUUGCCCGCCUCGCCGCCGCUGCCGCCCAGCCUAUUCAAAGGCUUCAAUGCAACGGCAACAGCAACAGCAACAGCAACAACUACUGCAGCAACUGCAACACCAACAGCUACACCAGCAACAGUUGCUGCCAGCAAGCCAACCAAAUUGGCCAAACCGCCGCUGCCUAGCAAUCACAAUAGCAAUCGCAAGCCGAGCGCCGUGCAAGCGCCACAUUUUCUCGUGCCGCAGUCGCCGCUGCGGCAAACAUUGCCGCCGCACAUGCAACGCUAUCACUCAGCGGCGCCCAGCUCCAUUGCCAGCGCGGCCAACAAGCAGCCGAAGCGCGCCUUGUCGCUGGACGAGAGUCAGCACCAAUUGCUGGCCAAGCAGCCGCGCCUGGACUACCAGCAACAGCAGCAACAACAAUUGCAUUGCUUCAACCCUGUUGCUGCCAGGCUGAAGAACAAUGUCUAUGCGCCGCCCAUGCUCAUGCCGCAGCUGUGCCCCACCGGACGCAGUGUGACCAUAACGCCGCGGCCACGCAACGUCCAGAGCUAUGCCUAUGCCGCGGACAGCGGGCUGGAAAUAGUGCGUCUGGGUGCGAGUCCGGGGCUAACGGCAACUGUUGCUGGCGCACGGCUGAUGGGUCCGCCGGCCAGCUUGCCACGGCAGCCCGCCAAGCGUGCCACAAAUGCGGCACAGUCGGCGGCAUCGCCGCCGUUGUCCAUGCCGGCCAUGGUCAAGUCGCCGCCAUUGUCUGUGACGCUGAGCGCACAGCGAGCGGGCAACAACAACAGCAACAUGAGCAACAGCAACAUGAACAACAGCAACAACAUCAACAACAACAGCAACAAUGUUGCUUAUCGCACAUCGCCGCCUGCUUUGAUCAAUCUGCGCAAUCCGACGACGCACGCAGCCUUUGCAGCUAAAUCAAAUGCUGCAGCAGCAGCAACAGCCAAAAAGGCAGCAACUGUUGCCGCAGCAGCAGCAGCAGCAGCAGCAGCAAGCAGUCAAAGCAAAGCCAAUGGCUUGGCGCUGCUGGACAAGUCGAAAACAAGUUUGCGUGAAUUUCGGCCGCCGACAGCAGCAGCAACAACAACAACAACAACAGCAACAGUUGCAGCCAGCACGACAGCAACUGUAGCAACAGCAGCAACAGUCAAGGAUGCUGACAUACUUGAUUUAUCAGCAGGACGCAGCAGCAACAACAGCAGCAGCAGCAGCAGCAAAACAAACAACUGCAGCAGCAACAACAACAAAGUUGGCGCCCACAACAGCAACAACUUAAGCAGCAACAACAGCAGCAGCAACAGUCUGGAGGCAGCCUUAAACAAAAUCAAACAAAACAUUUCCGCCAACAGCAACAGCAGCAGCAGCAACAACAACAGCAGCAACAACAACAAUAGCAGCAACGGCGACGAUCUACAAAAUCUGCAUAUGCUCUCCGAGUCGGCGACGGCGCGUGAGAAAAUCUCGAUCAAGUGCGGCAAUAUCUAUGAGAAUAAGCCAAAGAAUGCGCUGGUUCGGCCGCAGAAUGCAUCAGUGCGCAGCAUACCAAAUCCUUCAGCGUUGGCUUUUCGCAAUCAGGCAACGCCGACGGCAACUACAACGGCAACAGCAACAGUUGCUGCUGCUGCUACUACUGCAACAGCAACUUCCGUGGCCAAGCCGUUGACUGUCAAAGCCGAAGAGACGAUCAAAUUGUCAGCAGCAGCAACUUUAAGUCCCAGCAGCAGCAGUAGCAGCAGCAGCAGCAACAGCAACAGCAAUACGCCUGCUCCUGCGGCAACCUCACCGCGCGCUUUGAAGAAGGCGACAACAAUUGACCAAGUUGCUGCCAAUUUGAACAUACGUGCCGAGGCCAAAGCCGCCGCAAUGGCCGAGGAGGCGCCACUGGGCAGCAACACCAACAGCAGCAACAAUAGCAGCAGCAGCGGCAGCAACAGUGCAACAGCAGCAACUGCAACAGAAAAGGCCGCAAGCAGCGUGGCCAAAACGGAAGUCAAGACGCCAGCAACAGCAGCAGCAACAACAGCAACAGCAGCAGCAACAUCCACAAUUGCCACAACAACAACAACAUCAACAACAGCAGCGGCAGCAACUGUUGCUGCUGCUGCUGCCACGUUGUCAAGUCUGCCCGCACUUUCGCUACCCGCGCUGUCGCUGCCAAAURCUGCUGCUGCUGCCGCUGCCGCUGCUGCUGACAACGAGUCAAUGUCAAAGCCGCCCGUUCAAAUCGCCGCCACCGACACUUUGGCAUCGGUGGCAAGUUCCGCUUAGUCACAAGCGUUUCUUUGGAUGUGCGGCACGCAAAUGUAUUUGGUGGCGCCACUCGAGAGUCUGCAAGGCAAUCAGAACUCGAACGCAAAUUGAUGGAACAACAACAACCGCAACAACAACAAUAAGACGUGCCACUGCAAUUAGCACAAUGAGAAGCGCAAAGAGCGGCCGCAACUUGAAGUGACUCGACUAGACUCGACUGCAGCGGCGCGUAAGCCUUACAUGAAUACAAAACUAUAAUCAUAUAUACCAAAUAACAAGAUAUAAGAUACAAGAUACACACACACGCACACAGAUACAGAUACAGAUACA
Messenger RNA from Drosophila arizonae, 5504 nucleotides. RefSeq names its product Suppressor of zeste 2 (gene Su(z)2). NCBI's taxonomy places the organism in Eukaryota, Metazoa, Arthropoda, Insecta, Diptera, Drosophilidae. Gene Ontology annotation, cellular component: PRC1 complex. Gene Ontology annotation, biological process: negative regulation of transcription by RNA polymerase II. Gene Ontology annotation, molecular function: metal ion binding; promoter-specific chromatin binding. The record is from RefSeq and is a predicted model, not a curated record.